Molecule: messenger RNA, 1119 nt
Organism: Striga asiatica
Lineage: Eukaryota; Viridiplantae; Streptophyta; Magnoliopsida; Lamiales; Orobanchaceae
Source: the annotation of a GenBank genome assembly
AUGCACGCUGAUACUGAUAAUAGCCCAGCCUACCUAAAUUACGAUUUACCCUUAUCGCCACAGUCUCCCACUCCAUAUUUCGUCCAGGGAUUAUCUUCCCCCAGAAAAGGCAGCCGCGUUUGUGCCGGCGAAGAAGGCUUUGUGGGAGUUGAGAAUUUUUUCAGGGGUCAAGAAUCUAAUUGUGUUGUGAAGUGUGUUUCUAGAGUUGUGGGGGGUUUUGGAUCUAAGGAGAAAAUAACUUUAAAAAAGUUGAUGGCCUGCGAAAUGGAUAUCAUAAUGACAAAGGCUAUGUCUCUAGUUGCCAAUGAAGCUUCCAUGAGAUGGGGAGUGUUUUCCAGUGGUCUUAAGAAUCCUAUCUACACACAGAACUCGUUCAGAUUGGCUCCAAAACUUGAUUUAACUUGUCAUCGGAAGAGACGUGCGUGGCGAAUAUCAUUUAGUCUCAACACCGAGGGAUUGGCAGCAAAUAACGAGCAAGGCAACAACAACAACACAGAUGGCGAUGAUGCUUCUUCUUCAGGCUUAGGGGCCACCCGUUUGGGAAGGAUAGUAACUGCAGGUGGUAAACAGCUGCUCAGCAAACUGAACUCGACCCGUAAAAAUUUCCCCAUGAAAGUAUUUCUAUUGCUGUUGGGAUUCUACACGGCUAAUGCACUUGCCACGAUUCUUGGGCAGACGGGGGAUUGGGAUGUUUUAGUUGCAGGCAUUGUGGUUGCUGCAAUCGAGGGUAUUGGCAUGUUAAUGUACAAAAAGGCCCUCAUGGCUGGGAGAUUGCAAUCUCUGGUUGUGAUGGUGAACUACUGGAAAGCUGGCGUGUGCUUGGGGUUGUUUGUUGAUGCUUUUAAACUAGGCAGCUGAAGCGCGCUUUUUCUCCUUAGUCAUGUUGUAUUGCAGUUAGAUGAGUUUUAGAGUAGUAGUAGGUUUAUUCAUUCGCUGUGCAACUAUUGUGUUUGUGCGAGGCUUAUUGUACAAAUCCAUUUACAAGGAAUUUAAAUCUUCAGGAUAAUACGACAUGUGCAGUGCAGUCCUUUUGUGAAUUUUGUUGCUUCAAGCAUGACAAAGUUUUCCUCUCCAGGUAUUCAUCGCCUAGUAUUGUCUAGUGGAUUGGUUGAUCAUUUG